Messenger RNA from Carlito syrichta (Philippine tarsier), 2118 nucleotides. It is a transcript of the gene FBXL2, whose product is annotated as F-box and leucine rich repeat protein 2. Bases 119 to 1138 code for a protein of 339 amino acids. The record is from RefSeq and is a predicted model, not a curated record. Lineage: Eukaryota; Metazoa; Chordata; Mammalia; Primates; Tarsiidae. The transcript has 12 exons. Gene Ontology annotation, molecular function: protein binding.
GUUUUCUCAAACAAUGAUGAAGGCCUUAUUAACAAAAAAUUACCCAAAGAACUUCUCUUAAGAACGCUGUUCAGCUUGUUGUUAAAUUUUACUUGGUCUAAUCCAGAAUGUACUAAGUAUGUACAUAGCAUUGGUCUGGAUUCUUUUUGUAAUGUGGACCUUUGCACAGAACUGCCGAAACAUUGAACAUUUAAACCUCAAUGGGUGCACAAAAAUCACUGACAGCACGUGUUAUAGCCUUAGCAGAUUCUGUUCCAAGCUGAAACAUUUGGAUCUGACCUCCUGCGUGUCUGUUACAAACAGCUCCUUAAAGGGGAUAAGUGAGGGCUGCCGGAGCCUGGAGUACCUCAACCUCUCCUGGUGUGAUCAGAUCACGAAGGAUGGCAUCGAGGCGCUGGUGCGAGGUUGCCGAGGCCUGAAAGCCCUGCUCCUGCGGGGCUGCACACAGUUAGAAGACGAAGCUCUGAGACACAUUCAGAAUCACUGCCAUGAGCUCAUGAGCCUCAACCUUCAGUCCUGCUCCCGCAUCACGGAUGAAGGGGUGGUGCAGAUAUGCAGGGGCUGCCACCGGCUGCAGGCCCUCUGCCUUUCGGGUUGCAGCAACCUCACAGACGCCUCGCUUACGGCCUUGGGCUUGAACUGCCCGAGACUGCAGAUUCUGGAGGCUGCCCGAUGCUCCCAUUUGACAGACGCGGGCUUUACACUUUUAGCUCGGAACUGCCACGACCUGGAGAAGAUGGACCUUGAAGAAUGCAUCCUGAUAACCGACAGCACACUCAUCCAGCUCUCCAUUCACUGUCCCAAACUGCAAGCCCUGAGCCUGUCCCACUGUGAGCUCAUCACAGAUGAUGGGAUCCUACACUUGAGCAACAGCACCUGUGGCCACGAGCGGCUGCGGGUACUGGAGCUGGACAACUGUCUCCUCAUCACGGACGUGGCCCUGGAGCACCUGGAGAACUGCCGGGGCCUGGAGCGCCUCGAGCUGUACGAUUGUCAGCAGGUCACUCGGGCAGGCAUCAAGCGGAUGCGGGCUCAGCUCCCUCACGUCAAAGUCCAUGCCUACUUCGCUCCUGUCACCCCACCGACAGCAGUGGCGGGAAGUGGACAGCGACUGUGCAGGUGCUGUGUCAUUCUCUGACAGCAGCUGCCUGGGCCCAAAGGGCGAUGAGUCUUCCCGACCCACUCCACCAUCACCCAAAUCUGUUGAUUCUCCAUUGGGAAAGGCAUUUACAGGUAAAGACUUCUGUGUGGAUUGCAGUAUCUCUGGUGAUCGUUUCCACCUUUAUUCUGCUGUGGUACAAUCAAAUCAAAGCCUUGUGUCCGUUAACACGUGGCAAGUGGUCUCAGUGCAGCCAGGACCAUGCCAGAAACCUGGAUCUCUUAAGAGCUGGGUGCCUACCCAGGUACAGAAGUCCUCCCCUUGGCAAUGUCAGCAUUCCUCAAACCAACUGUCAGUGUUAGCACAAAUUGAGCAGAAAAAUAAGCUAUUGAUUUCCUACUUGACAUGUAAGCCAGUGGCCUAUUUAAUUCACAAUUCCAUUUUGAUCAGCUGGACUUUUCCACUUUGAAGAUUAAAUAGCAACUUUAUCAAAGUGACUGUGUUGCAGAUCCACAAUGCCUGAUAGUUUUAUAUGUAGAGACUGAAUGUGGAAGGCAUGUCAAUAGGUUUCCAUGAGACACCAAAGAAAAGAGGACUCUCAUCUGGGUGGAGCAGGUCUUCACCUUUCUGUGUCAGCUUGUCAUAUACACCACCAGGGACCAAAAACUCAACAAAAGCAACUCAGUUGUGUUGUCCGUUUGGAUAGGGUAAGCUCUGGCAUGUGCUACAGCACAUAACGCAUUUUUGUUAAAGAAAAGUGAAUUAUGUCCACGCCUCAUAAAACUGGGGGGACCAUAAAGAAAUAGAAUUAAGGCUUAAGUUAUAAUCAUUAAGAAAAUAAUGGAUGGAUGCAUGUAGAAUGGAUGUGAUUUUUUUUCAAGUUUAUUUAAAAAUCUUAGAAAUCAGGUCACACCAAAACUAUUAAAAAAUUUUACACUUAAAACUCAGAUCAGUAAAGUGUUGGCGCCUUUAAGACUCCUAAUAUAAAAUUGAAUAAACCAUUGCAAUGCUGAAAAAAA